AUGGAGUGCUGCUGUAAGGGUUAUGCCUGGGUGUCCCGGUGCAAGAGGAAGUUGCAGUUCUGUGUCUACUGGCCUUCUGUGUACUGGACAGAGAGGUUUCUCGAAGACACCACCCUCACCAUCACAGUGCCAGAUGUGUCCCGCCGAGUGGAGGAACUGGCUCGACCUAAAAGGUUCUACUCGGAGUAUUACAACAACAACAGGACCACCCCCAUUUGGCCCGUUCCUCGGUCUUCCCUGGAAUACCAAGCUUCCAGUCGCCUGAGGGAACUGGCCGCCCCGAGGGUCCGGAAUAACAUUUGGAGCAUAAACAUGUCUGAGGUGUCCCAGGUAUCCAGGGCAGCCCAGAUGGCCAUCCCCAGCCCAAGGAUCCUACAGCUGGCAAAGCCCAGGUCCCCAGCCACCCUGUUGGAAGAGUGGGACCCCAUGCCCAAACCCAAGCCGCACAUGUCAGACUACAAUCGCCUCCUUCGCUUGGCCAUGCCCAAGGCCCAGUCGAACCAGUGUGUUCCUGACCGAGAUCCACGCUGGGAGGUGCUGGACGUCACCAAGAAGGCAGUGGCCAGUCCCCGGAUCAUCUCCCUGGCCAAGCCCAAAGUGCGCAAGGACCUCAACGAGGGCUACGACCGGCAUCCCCUCGCUUGUAUGAGCUCUCCACCCCCAAGAACAUCACCAAAAAAGUGUGAGCGACCCAGGACUGCCCUCUGA
Leptonychotes weddellii (Weddell seal) is the source of this 708-nucleotide messenger RNA. NCBI's taxonomy places the organism in Eukaryota, Metazoa, Chordata, Mammalia, Carnivora, Phocidae. The record is from RefSeq and is a predicted model, not a curated record.